AGAACACUCCGCGUAUAAAGACAGGUGGCACUCUGAGUCACCCAACAGGCCUCGUCAGACACAAUGUUGGUGUUCCUGGCUCUGGUGACCGUGGCCCUCGCCUCUGCUCAUCCUCCUAGUGAGCACUUUGAAGGUCAUAAGGUUUUCCGUGUUCAAGUUGAAGAUGAAAAUCACCUCGACGUAAUCCGUGAGUUGGCCAGCAACUACCAGAUUGACUUCUGGAAGCCAGAUUCUGUCAUACAAGUCCAAGCCCGCAGUCCAGUUGACUUCUCUGUUAAAGCAGAAGAUUGUGUCGCUGUGGAGGACCUUCUGGAGCAGAACAAGCUACAAUAUGAGGUAUUGAUAAGCAACCUGAGAAAUGAGAUGGAGGCCCAGUUUGAUAGCUGGAGCCGGGCCGCUGGACACAGUUACACCAAGUACAACAACUGGGAAACGAUAGAGGCUUGGACUCAACAAGUUGCCAAGGAGAACCCAAAUCUCGUCUCCCGCAGCGUCAUUGGAACCACCUUUGAAGGACGCCCCAUGUACCUCCUCAAGGUUGGCAAAGCCAAACGAAAUAAGCCCGCCAUCUUCAUAGACUGUGGUUUCCACGCCAGAGAGUGGAUUUCUCCUGCAUUCUGCCAGUGGUUUGUGAGAGAGGCAGUUCGCACCUAUGGACAAGAGAUCCACAUGACAGAGCUUCUCAAUGAAUUGGACUUUUACGUCCUGCCCGUGGUCAAUAUUGAUGGCUAUGUCUACACCUGGACCAAGAACCGAAUGUGGAGAAAGACCCGCUCGACUCAGGCUGGAACUUCCUGUGUGGGCAUAGACCCCAACAGAAAUUUUGCUGCUGGUUGGUGUGAGGUGGGAGCAUCUAAAAACCCCUGUUCUGAUACUUACUGUGGACCUGCGCCCGAGUCUGAGAAGGAGACCAAGGCCCUGGCUGAUUUCAUCCGCAACAACCUCUCUUCCAUCAAGGCAUACCUGACAAUCCACUCGUACUCCCAGAUGCUGCUCUAUCCCUACUCCUACACCUACAAUCUGCCGAAGAACAAUGUGGAGUUGAACUCCCUGGCUAAAGCUGCUGUGAAGGAACUGGCCUCGCUGCACGGCACCAAGUACACCUACGGCCCCGGAGCCACCACAAUUUACCUUGCCGCUGGCGGCUCUGAUGACUGGGCUUAUGACCAAGGAAUCAAAUAUGCCUUCACCUUUGAACUCCGAGAUCAAGGCAGACAUGGCUUUUUGCUUCCCGAGUCCCAGAUCCAGGCAACCUGUGAGGAGACCUUGCUAGCAGUCAAGCAUAUGGCCGGCUACGUCCUGGAACACCUGUACUAGUGGAAAAUUCCAGAGCCUUCUCUCAGAACCCUCGCUGUGCGUUUCUGGUCUAUCCUGAAUUCUUACUUUUGUUUGUUCGGAGGUUUUACAGAUCCUAAUCUUUCCUUUAAACUUCUGUGUCUACUGAAAACUUGGGUCUUUUACAAUAGAUCACAAUAAAACAAAUCGUUGUAAAAGCAAAA
Molecule: messenger RNA, 1499 nt
Organism: Marmota monax (woodchuck)
Lineage: Eukaryota; Metazoa; Chordata; Mammalia; Rodentia; Sciuridae
Gene: Cpb1
Product: carboxypeptidase B1
Exons: 11
Coding region: 64-1317 (417 amino acids)
Biological process (GO): proteolysis
Molecular function (GO): metallocarboxypeptidase activity; zinc ion binding
Source: RefSeq, a predicted model, not a curated record